UUGUACCUGUUCCAAGCGAUAUCGAUAUUGCAACUUCACAAACACCUAAACAUAUUAAAGUUCUGGCUGAAGAAUUGGGACUGACCCCGAAUGAGUUUGACUUAUAUGGGCAAUACAAAGCCAAAGUAAGUCUUUCAGUUAUUGAAAGAUUGAAAUCGCGAAAAAAUGGCAAAUAUGUUGUUGUAACAGGAAUAACGCCAACACCAUUAGGUGAAGGCAAAUCUACAACUACCGUUGGUAUAGCACAAGCAUUGGGUGCGCACUUGGGAAAGCUUUCAUUUGCAUGUGUUAGGCAACCUUCACAAGGACCGACAUUUGGCAUCAAAGGAGGAGCAGCUGGUGGUGGAUAUGCUCAAGUCAUUCCAAUGGACGAAUUCAAUUUACAUUUAACAGGAGAUAUACAUGCUGUUACCGCAGCAAACAACCUGUUAGCCGCUGCAAUUGACGCACGGAUGUUUCAUGAAAAUACCCAGAAAGAUAAAGCUCUUUUCAAUCGCUUAUGCCCAGCUAAAAAUGGUAUUCGUGUCUUUGCCCCUGUAAUGUUGAAGCGAUUACAAAAGCUUGGAAUUGAUAAGACCGAUCCUAAUGAUUUAACCUCUGAAGAGAUUAGCAAGUUUGUUAGGCUAGACAUUGACCCUGAGACUAUUACAUGGCAAAGAGUAAUUGACACAAAUGAUCGAUUCUUACGACGCAUUACUAUAGGACAAAAUUCCACAGAAAAAGGUCAAACGCGUUCGACAGGGUUUGACAUUUCGGUUGCCUCCGAAUGUAUGGCAGUGCUCGCAUUAAGUACGUCUCUUGAAGACUUGCGAGAAAGAUUGGGUAGAAUGGUAGUGGCUACGAAUAAAGCUGGUGAUUCUUCUAUAACUGCAGAUGACCUUGGUAUAGGAGGUGCAUUAGCAGUAUUAAUGAAAGAUGCGAUCAAACCAAACCUUAUGCAGACGUUAGAAGGAACACCCGUGUUUGUCCAUGCUGGUCCAUUUGCAAAUAUUGCACACGGAAAUAGUUCUAUAUUAGCAGAUAAGAUUGCACUUAAAUUGGCGGGAGUUGAGUGCGAUGCGGAAGGGAAUCCAGUGGAAGGAAGCGAAGAAGGUUAUGUGAUAACAGAAGCAGGAUUUGGGGCUGAUAUUGGAAUGGAAAAAUUCUUCAAUAUCAAAUGCAGACUAUCAGGGUUGAUACCUGAUUGUGUUGUUAUAGUUUCUACAGUUAGAGCUUUGAAAAUGCAUGGUGGUGGGCCUGAA
Messenger RNA from Racocetra persica, 1241 nucleotides. NCBI's taxonomy places the organism in Eukaryota, Fungi, Glomeromycota, Glomeromycetes, Diversisporales, Gigasporaceae. The record is from the annotation of a GenBank genome assembly.